UAACUCUCAUCCUUACUGUUGUUAUAAGAAGAAGGGCUGCCUGCCUGCCAGUUUUUGUAAGUGGACGGCAAAAGCAACAUUCAGAGAUGAGUUUGACUGCUAUUCUGUCAGAGAUCGACGGUGGAGAUGACAAGGGAGUUGGAAAGCUUUUGCAGAAGUUUAACAUAGAGAACCGCCACACGUUUGCCUUUGACCACAAAGAGGAGGAUGCACGAAUUAAAUUGUGUCAGGGUCUUCUUACAGUCCUUCGUCGGUCAGAUCAUCCACUUUGCCAAAGCACCUGCCUGGAGACCCUGCGCAUUCUGUCGAGAGACAAGCGUGUACUUGGACCCGUAGCCACCAAAGAGGGCAUCCUUACUCUAGCAGGACUGGCACGGAUCCAUGUGGCGGGACAUGACGGAGAGCCGCUAGAGGAGGCACAGUCAGCAGAGGAGGAGAGGGUUGUAGUGGAGGCCCUCAAGUGCCUUUGCAAUGUAGUGUUUAACAGCGUGCCGGCACAGCAGGUGGGCGCUGAUGUGAAGUUGGCAGAGGGUCUGUGUGCCCACUUGCCUUCGGUCAGCUCGUCCCAUCACGAGGUAGGCCUUUUCUCCCUCCGGCUGCUGUUUCUGCUUUCCGCCCUGCGGACGGAUGUGCGUGGUAUGCUUCAGAAGGAGGCGGGUGCAGUGAGGCUGCUCACUGACAUACUGGAACGCACCCUUGACGUCUGUUGGGUGGGGCAAUAUGAGGCCGCACCACCUAAACCAGAAGCCCUGCCCAUUUCCUCAGAAAACAAUGAGCUUGCCAUGGAAGCCCUUAAAGCUCUGUUUAACAUCACUAUGUCUGAUUCCAGUGAUGAGGACAAUGACCACCAGCUUCGGCUGAUUGCAGGCAUCAUGAGACAUCUCCUAAUGCUCAAGACACACACUGACGAUAAAACUGAGGAGGCUCACAGUCAUACCAUAAAUCUCCUGAGUAACCUUCCCGUGCGAUGCCUGGAUGUUCUAAUAGACGUCCCUGUCCAAGGUGGGAUGGAAAUGUAUGGUGGGAAGAACAUGGACGUAGUGCAGAUACUUCUAGAUUUUAUGGAAAGGAGGAUAGACAAGGGGACCAACUAUAAAGAAGGCUUGACACCUGUGCUGAGUCUGAUGACAGAGAGCUCUAGAUACCACAGGGAGAUCCGCAGAUACCUCAAGACCCAGGUGCUGCCUCCCCUGAAGGAUGUGAAGGAAAGGCCGGAAAUCGGUUGCACAGUUCGAAACAAACUGGUGCGUCUCAUGACGCAUGUAGAUAUGGCAGUGAAACAAGGGGCCGCUGAGUUUCUCUUUGUGCUCUGCAAGGAGAGCGUGGAUAAUCUGUUGAAGUACACUGGUUAUGGUAAUGCUGCGGGACUGUUGAUGGCACGAGGGUUGCUGGCCGGAGGCAGAGGAGAGACAGAGUACUCAUCUGAUGAAGAUUCUGACACUGAGGAGUACAAAUCAGCCAAACCAUUUAUCAACCCCAUCACAGGUCACAUAGAGCUCCCAAUGCCAAACCCUAUGGAGGAGAUGACAGAGGAGCAGAAGGAAUAUGAAGCUCAGAAGCUUGUCAAAAUGAUUGAUGAAUUAUCAAGAUGACACCAUCCUCUAGAAGUAUUGUGCUUGUUUUCUCAUCACCUCAUCAUCAGGCUCGAUAUGUGCAGGGCCGCAUUCAUGUUGACCUUUUCCUAAACAACCGUUGGGGUAAACUAGCGAGAGGUGUAGCGCUGUUGCUCCGUCCGCGGUCCUUACCAACCGCUUCAUUAAGACAAGAAUCCUCUCUACCGUCGUCCUCCGCCUCAUUUAAAGCUGGCCUUCCACAUUCAACAGGAGUCAAUGAACAACGACCGAACACCACAGCCUUGCUGCAUUAAUUAACAGCUAAUUGGUGCACACAGUGGGGUCGUGGGCUCAGGCUCUUUUGUACAAUACACUGAGGUUUUAUAAUACAUAUAUGUGGUUCUCUUU
This is a messenger RNA of Carassius carassius (crucian carp), 1961 nucleotides long. RefSeq names its product synembryn-B-like. Gene Ontology annotation, cellular component: plasma membrane; cytoplasm. NCBI's taxonomy places the organism in Eukaryota, Metazoa, Chordata, Actinopteri, Cypriniformes, Cyprinidae. Gene Ontology annotation, molecular function: G-protein alpha-subunit binding; guanyl-nucleotide exchange factor activity. The coding region runs from base 87 to 1592 and encodes 501 amino acids. Gene Ontology annotation, biological process: G protein-coupled receptor signaling pathway. The transcript is spliced from 10 exons. The record is from RefSeq and is a predicted model, not a curated record.